Messenger RNA from Mauremys mutica (yellowpond turtle), 1077 nucleotides. RefSeq lists its product as uncharacterized. The record is from RefSeq and is a predicted model, not a curated record. NCBI's taxonomy places the organism in Eukaryota, Metazoa, Chordata, Testudines, Geoemydidae. The transcript has 3 exons. The coding region runs from base 7 to 1077 and encodes 356 amino acids.
UCCCGAAUGAGUGAGCUGGGCUCGAUCUCACACAGUUUCAAGAUAGAGGGUAAAACCACCCCUCCGUUCUCCAGGCCAGAACACCCUGAGAACAGCUCUGGGGACUCGGAGAGCUACUGCCUCUUAGAUGAGGAUUCCAUCCUGAGCGACUCCGCUGUCUCCACCGGCUACUUCCCCUGCUACAGAACGUAUGGCGAGCUCCCACGCUACCAGCCGUCCCACAGUGCCAGUUCUCAACCAGGCAACGCAGAAGGGCGGGCAGGAAGCAGCUGUGAUGCCAGCGUCCAAUGCAGCGGGUGCUCCGAGGAGGACCCGAAGGUCUCAGAUACAAGAGCCAGUGACACCACUCAGAGCUCCAAGGAUCGAGGUGAAACAUUGACCUGUGAGACCGUACCCAGCAAUCCCAACGCACCAAGCGGGGGACCACUGGCUGAAGGCAACAGACACAGACCAUCUGGGAAGGAAUUUGAAGGUCAAAAGGACAGAGAUUCUAGUCAGCAGCAUCUAGCAUUGGAGACACAAAGGGGAUUUGGUCCAGAGGUGAGUGAAAACCUGAAGGAGCCUGAAGACACCCUCACAAAGGAGGCUGCCUCUGAGUUACUCGUGCCGGGGGGCACACCCUCAUUGUCUCUGGGGAAAGACUCGGGACAGCUGCCAGGGACAGAGCCUCAGAGCAGCCUGUUGCCCAGCAAAGGCAAAGUGCCCACAUCAUUACACUCUGCAGCCACCACCAAAAAAUUGUCCCCAAAGAAACAGCAAAAGCAAUGCAGGAAGGAGGAGGAGGAGGAGGUCCGCCGUGCAAAGCUCGCCCCACUGCUGGGCCCAGGGGAUGCAGUGCCCGGGCGGAAAAGAGGCUCUCGGUUUCCAUGUGGGCACAGCCCAGAGACGGGGCACUGUGAGAUUGAAGCAUCAGGAAGUGGACCAGGAAGGAGGGCACGGGAAGCUCUCACAACGCUCUUGUCCCACAACCUCUGCAACUGCACCGGUGAAGAGCCACGAUCCACCCCCUCCCAGCUCAGCCUGCGCUCCUUGGGAAACUGGUGUACGAAAGAUCUUCAGGAGGUCAUCUACGGUUGA